AUGCCACUACCACAGGCUAUCCAAGAUUUCUUUGACAUGUCAUCCGAGCCAGACAUUGACAUCGAAGGCUAUGAGGCUGAUACAAGCAUAUGUGUUUCUGAGUCCGAUACUAUGCUUCCGAGUCUGAUGACAUUGUCGGAUGAUGUCUUCCUUGACCCCACGUACUGGCGCGCGAACCCACAGCUUAGACAACGGUUUCAUGAGCACGUUAAGACAGACAACGUGUGUCCUACAUCCACAGCUACUACUGUUCAGCCUCGCACUUUCGAUCCUGGCAGCACGACAGAGUCUGAGAGCGAGCCAGAUAUCACAGUCACAAUCACCAAUCCGUCUACAGUUGUCCCCUCUACAUCUACCACUGUUCGGCCUCACACUUUCGAUCCUGGCAGCACGACAGAGUCCGAGAGCGAUAACCCAGACCCAACAACCCCCACUACAGCCACCAUUCCACUCCAUACUUUUGAAGGUGAUGCAGGCAGUACUACGGAGUCUGAGAGUGAAACAGAUAGCAUUUUGGAAGGAUACGUUGUCAUAUGA
This is a messenger RNA of Suillus clintonianus, 537 nucleotides long. RefSeq lists its product as uncharacterized. The record is from RefSeq and is a predicted model, not a curated record. The transcript is spliced from 3 exons. The coding region runs from base 1 to 537 and encodes 178 amino acids. NCBI's taxonomy places the organism in Eukaryota, Fungi, Basidiomycota, Agaricomycetes, Boletales, Suillaceae.